AUGGGUGAUAAUGAAGGAUGGUGUACAAUAGAAAGUGACCCAGGAGUUUUUACAGAGCUUAUUGAUAAAAUUGGUGUUAAAGAUAUUCAAGUUGAAGAAAUAUAUUCCUUAGAUUCAUCCGAAUAUGAUAGAUUAAAACCAGUAUUAGGUUUAAUUUUCUUAUUCAAAUGGGAAAAAGAUGAUGAUAAUAGACAAAUUUCAGAUAAUCAAGAUUUAUUUUUUGCCAAUCAAGUAAUUCAAAAUGCAUGUGCUACUCAAGCUAUUUUAUCAGUUUUAUUAAAUGCCGAAGGUAUUGAACUUGGUGAAGAGUUAUCAAACUUUAAGCAAUUUGUUGGAGAUUUCCCACCAAUGAUGAAAGGUGAAGCCAUUGGUAAUAGUGAUUUAAUUAAAACAACACAUAAUAGUUUUACAGUACAAGAUCCAUUUAUAUUUUCAAAAUCUAAAAGCAAAAAACCACAAGAUGCAUUUCAUUUCAUUUCAUUUAUACCAUUUCAAGGAAAAGUUUAUGAAUUGGAUGGCUUAAAAGAAGGUCCAUAUUGUUUAGGCGACUGCACACCAGAGAAUUGGUUAGAGGUUGCAACACCAUUUAUUCAAAAGAGAAUAGAAAAGUAUAGUCAAGGUGAAAUUAGAUUCAAUUUAAUGGCAGUUAUAAAAAAUAGACAAACUACAUUAAAGGAAAAGAUUUCAGAAUUGGAAAAGAAAAAAGAGAUUAUUGAAAAAAAACUAUCAACCAUUGAAUUACCAAACUCAAAAGAUGAGUUAGAUCAAUUAUUAAUGGAUAUUAAUGAAAACAUUCAAGACUAUAACAAUGAUAUUUUAAUGGAACAAGAGAAAUUUAGAAAUUGGAAAGAUGAAAAUAUAAGAAGAAAACAUAACUUUACCCCAUUCAUUUUAAAUCUUGUUAAAGCUUUAGCUGAAAAAGAACAAUUACAACCUUUAAUUCAAAAAACAAAAGAUCAAAUAAAUCAAAGACAACAACAACAACAACAACAAAAAAAAUAA
Dictyostelium purpureum is the source of this 1002-nucleotide messenger RNA. Its product is annotated as ubiquitin carboxyl-terminal hydrolase isozyme L5. NCBI's taxonomy places the organism in Eukaryota, Evosea, Eumycetozoa, Dictyosteliales, Dictyosteliaceae. The record is from RefSeq and is a predicted model, not a curated record. Gene Ontology annotation, biological process: ubiquitin-dependent protein catabolic process; protein deubiquitination. The transcript has 4 exons. Gene Ontology annotation, cellular component: cytoplasm. Gene Ontology annotation, molecular function: cysteine-type deubiquitinase activity. Bases 1 to 1002 code for a protein of 333 amino acids.